AUGGGUAUAUUAGAAAAAAUCGGCGAAAUUGAGCGAGAAAUUGCUCGAACACAAAAAAACAAAGCAACGGAGUACCAUCUUGGAUUGCUAAAAGCUAAAUUGGCAAAGUACAGAUCUCAGCUUUUGGAGCCGACUUCUAAAAAAUCAGAGAAAGGUGAAGGGUUCGAUGUGCUGAAAUCUGGUGAUGCCAGAGUUGCUUUAAUCGGUUUUCCUUCUGUGGGUAAAUCAACAUUGCUAAACACCCUGACUCAUACACAGUCUGAAGCAGCUUCAUACGAGUUCACGACACUUACUUGCAUCCCGGGUGUUAUUGAGUACAAGGGUGCUAACAUACAACUGCUAGAUUUACCUGGUAUCAUUGAAGGAGCUGCUCAAGUAAGUUUAACUAUUUAUUUAUUUGUAAUAAAUUUAUUUAUUUAUUAUAAAAUUUAUUUAUUUAAUUAUGAUGAUUAAUUAUAUGAAAAUAAAGUUAGCCGACAUCUAAAAAUUUAUAUGAUUUUUUUUAUUAAAUAAUUAUUAUGAAAAAAUAAAAAAGAAUUUUUUUCAUUUGUUAAAAACUUCAAAAACUAUUAGUGCAAUUUUUUGAAAAUAUUUUUUAGUUAUAAAUUAAUAAAUUAAGAAAAAUAAAAAAAUUGAAAAUGCCGGCUAACUUUAUUAUUAUUUAAUUAUAAUCACUUUGUUUAAAAUAGGCAUUAUAAUUAUUAUUGACACUUUAUUCUUCAGGGAAAAGGUAGAGGACGGCAAGUAAUAGCUGUAGCAAGAACAGCAGAUCUGGUGCUGAUGAUGUUGGACGCAACGAAACAAGAUGUCCAGCGACAAUUACUGGAAAAAGAGUUGGAGUCUGUGGGCAUUCGGCUGAACAAAAGAAAGCCAAAUAUUUACUUUAAAAUAAAGAAGGGUGGCGGUUUAUCUUUCAACUCGACUUGUCCGUUGACUAAAUGCGACGAAAAGCUCGUUCAAAUGAUUCUUCACGAGUAUAAAAUAUUUAACGCUGAAGUAUUGUUCCGCGAGGAUUGCACUGCGGAUGAGUUAAUCGAUGUUAUCAAUGCUAACAGAGUUUAUCUUCCUUGCCUUUAUGUUUAUAAUAAGAUUGAUCAAAUUUCUAUUGAAGAAGUUGACAGAAUUGCUAGGCAGCCUAAUAGUGUCGUAGUGAGUUGUAAUAUGAAAUUAAAUUUGGACUAUUUACUGGAAAUUUUAUGGGAAUAUUUAUCACUGAUCAGAGUGUAUACUAAGAAACCAGGACAGCCUCCAGAUUUUGAUGAUUGUUUAAUUUUAAGAAGAGGAGUUUCUGUUGAACAUACUAUUUGUGCUACCACCUCAUGUAAUAAAAGUCGUGUUGACAGGGUAGUAAAAAGUGAUCGCGGAAUAUUGGGGUGUCUUAUAGCACAUAUAUAUAUAAAACAACCCUCAGCAGCGCCACCUGGCAAAGCCGGCCAGGGUCACCCCUCUCUUGUGAGUCUCUCUGGUGAAACACCACCCUUGUGUCGAAGUAUACCCGUGCUCCUGUAG
Molecule: messenger RNA, 1509 nt
Organism: Cotesia congregata
Lineage: Eukaryota; Metazoa; Arthropoda; Insecta; Hymenoptera; Braconidae
Source: the annotation of a GenBank genome assembly